Pelodiscus sinensis (Chinese soft-shelled turtle) is the source of this 5872-nucleotide messenger RNA. Lineage: Eukaryota; Metazoa; Chordata; Testudines; Trionychidae. The record is from RefSeq and is a predicted model, not a curated record.
CGGGCGGGGAGGGAGGAGCACAUCCUUAUGCAGAGAUGCUGCAGUGGCUUUGGGCGCACACAGGCAAGCGGCAGCACAAAGCAAGGACUCGCCUGGAGGAGGAGGGCGGGCAGGAGAGAGGAAGGAGGCUGCAGCAUCCAGGGCUCUAGGAUCUCCCCUGCACACACCCACACGUGUCCACCAGCCCACGGGUCCCUGUCUCUGUUCCUCAGUAAAGACAAUCCUCACCCUAGAGGCACAGGAUGGGAGCUCCCAUGGAAUUGGUUUUCGUGUCAUUAGCCAUCAUCACCUUUACAGGACGGUGCCCGGCCCACGGUACCAUAAGGAACUAUGGGCCAAUCUUUGAAGAUCAGCCAGUCAACAUCCUCUUUCCUGAAGGCUCCACAGAAGAGAAGAUAACAUUGGCUUGUCGCGCAAGAGCCAGCCCUCCUGCAACUUACAGGUGGAAGAUGAAUGGCACAGAAAUGAAGAUGGAGCCAGAUUCCCGUCACAGGCUGGUUGGAGGCAAUUUGGAGAUAAGCCACCCAGUAAAAGCGAAGGAUGCUGGGUCUUACCAGUGCCUGGCAUCCAACCCCAUGGGUACGGUUGUGAGCCGAGAAGCCUACAUCCGCUUUGGCUUUUUGCAGGAAUUCUCCACAGACGAGCGAGACCCUGUGAAGAUCACCGAGGGCUGGGGAGCCGUGUUCCCCUGCAGCCCCCCUCCGCAUUACCCAGGCCUGUCCUAUCGAUGGCUCCUGAAUGAGUUUCCCAACUUCAUCCCAGCAGAUGGAAGGCGCUUUGUCUCGCAGGUGACAGGAAACCUUUACAUUGCCAAGACAGAGGCCUCGGACCUGCUCAACCUUAUGGCGGAGGAUGCCAGACAAUAUGCACCCAGCAUUAGAGCCAAGUUUCCUGCCGACACCUAUGCCUUAGCUGGGCAGCUGGUGACUCUGGAGUGUUUCGCCUUUGGGAACCCUGUCCCCCGGAUAAAGUGGCGAAAGGUGGACAGCUCCCAGCCCUCCGGGUGGAUCUCCACUGAGCCCCUCCUGCAAAUCCAGGACGUUGACUUUGAAGACGAAGGCACCUACGAGUGUGAGGCUGAAAAUGCUAGGGGAAGAGACACCUACCACGGCCGCAUUAUUAUUCAAGCUCAGCCAGAGUGGCUGAAGGUAAUCACGGACACAGAAGCCGACAUCGGAUCAGAUCUCCGCUGGAGCUGUGCAGCAGCGGGCAAGCCCAGGCCCACGAUCAGAUGGCUGCGGAAUGGGCAGCCGUUAACCACGCAGAACCGCAUUGAAGUGAGCGGCGGAGAGCUGAGGCUUUCCAGGCUAGCCCUGGAGGACUCUGGCAUGUACCAGUGUGUAGCUGAGAACAAGCACGGCACGGUGUAUGCAAGCGCGGAAUUAACAGUCCAAGCCUUAGCGCCAGAUUUUCGGCUAAGCCCUGUGAAGCGGUUGAUACCAGCAGCCCGAGGUGGAGAGGUCAUCAUCCCAUGCCAACCAAGAGCAGCACCAAAGUCCAUUGUGCUCUGGACCAAAGGAACUGAACUCCUGAUCAACAGCAGCAGGGUGACUAUUACCCCUGAGGGCACCCUGAUCCUCCGGAAUAUCAGCAAAUCUGAUGAGGGGAAGUAUACCUGCUUCGCUGAGAAUUUCAUGGGAAAAGCCAAUAGCACAGGAAUCCUCUCGGUUCGAGAUGCCACCAAAAUCACCUUGGCCCCAUCUAGUGCUGAUAUCAACUUAGGUGAAAACACUACCCUGCAGUGCCAUGCCUCCCAUGACCCAACUAUGGACCUGACCUUUACCUGGUCCUUGGAUGACUUCCCCAUUGACUUUGACAGGUCGGAAGGACACUACAGGCGAGCAAGCAUGAAAGAGGCUAUUGGGGACCUCGCCAUCCGGAAUAUUCAGCUGAGGCACUCCGGGCGGUACACGUGCACGGCCCAGACAGUCGUCGACAGCGCCUCCGAGUCGGCCAUGCUGAUUGUCAGGGGACCUCCGGGGCCGCCCGGGGGCGUAGUGGUAACAAACAUCAGUGACAUGGCCAUCCAUCUGAGCUGGAGCCGUGGCUUCGAUAACCACAGCCCUAUUGCCAAAUACACCAUCCAGGCCCGCACCCCACUCUCCAACAAAUGGAAGCAAGUGCGCACCAAUCCUGCAAACAUCGAAGGCAAUGCAGAGGCGGCCCAAGUGGUGAACCUCAUCCCCUGGAUGGACUAUGAAUUCCGGGUCCUAGCCAGCAACAUCCUUGGAGCUGGGGAUCCUAGUGGGCCCUCCAGCAAAAUCCGCACCAAAGAAGCUGCCCCUACUGUGGCACCAUCUGGGCUCAGUGGAGGAGGAGGGGCCCCCGGUGAACUCAUCAUCAAUUGGACGCCAAUGCUGCGGGAGUACCAGAACGGAGAUGGCUUUGGAUACAUCCUGUCGUUCCGCAAGCAAGGCGCCCAGGCAUGGAAGACUGCGCAGGUGCCCCACCCAGAGUCCCUGCACUAUGUUUACCGCAAUGAGAGCAUCGAGCCCUACACCCCAUUUGAAGUGAAAAUCAAAGCAUACAACAGGAAGGGGGAGGGACCAGAGAGCCUGAUUGCCAUCGUGUACUCUGCAGAGGAAGAACCAAAAGUGGCUCCCUCCAAGGUUACAGCCAAAGCUGUUUUGUCCUCGGAAAUGGACGUGUUGUGGGAGCCUGUCGAGCAGGAUGACAUGAAUGGAGUCCUUCUGGGCUACGAGAUCCGGUACUGGAAGGAUGGCGAUAAAGAGGAAGCUGCUGACAGAGUGAGGACAGCAGGUCUAGUCACCUCUGCUCACGUGACAAGCUUGAACCCCAAUACAAAGUACCAUGUGACAGUCAGAGCCUACAACCGGGCUGGAACGGGGCCAGCUAGUCCCUCUACCAACAUCACAACAACAAAGCCACCACCAAGGAGGCCACCUGGCAACAUCUCCUGGACAUUUUCCGGCUCCAGCGUCAGUGUCAAGUGGGACCCUGUGGUUGCAAAGGCGAACGAGUCUGCAGUCACUGGGUACAAGAUGCUCUACCGGCAGGACUCACACUCCACUCCCACACUGUACCUGGCCAGCAAGAACCGCAUUGAAAUCCCAAUGCCUGAAGACUCCACUCACGCCUUGGUUCAGAUUAGGGCAACAGGGCCAGGAGGAGACGGAGUCCCAGCAGAGGUUCAUAUCCUCAGAAACGGUGGUACAAGUAUGAUGGUGGAAAAUUCUGCUGCCAAUCCAGCACCGCAUACUGUCGUUAUGAUGACUAACUCCCUAGUAAUGUUGGCUCUGAUGGGCUCUCUGGAGCUCUGAUGCUAACUAAUGCAAUCACUGGACACAAUUCCUCCUAAGCCGGCGGGGAACUAGUCGACAUUUGGCCAUUUCAACUACGAGUUUGUGCCACAGCAGCGCUACAAACAAAAAGGGGAUUGUCAAAAUCAACUUAACGGGGAACAAACAAAAGAAACACCCUUUUUUAAGAAAAUAGAACAUUUCAUACAAGACAUGGGUCUUUAACCAAUCAAAGAUUUUUUUAAAUAAAAAAAAAAAGAGGAAGAAUUCUGUCUGAAUUCUGGGAGCCAGCGGUCUUAUGUACUUUAUCCAGGAGGUUUAUUGCCUUACAAAGCCAUGUACGAAAAUAAUCAGACUGCUAACCUUGACUUUUUUUGAAAUAUGUAACUUAGCUUUUGAGGGGAAGGAUUUCAAAGUUACCAGCAUGCUCCAUAUCAACCCCACAGCCACUGCUGAGUUGACAGCUCUGGUCCUUAAAGAUAAGGGAGAAUAUUAUUGGAGGGGCUUUUCUGAGCUGCGGAGCUAAAUCAGCUAUUUUGUCGCAACUGGCUCAAGGAGGAAAAGCCUCAGGAGAAAGGAAUCUCAGUGCCCUGCCCAGUGCUGAAGGAGAGGAAUGAGCUUAGUAGUUAGGUGGUGAAAAAGAAAGUGAUAACAGAUCGUAGGUGAAAUUCAAAUUGUUUUCAUCGCCUCUUACUUGCAAUGCUGAGGCUGACUUAAUGCUGCACAACAGUUCAUCCUGGCUAUUCUGCUAAGAGGUGUCACCUUCAGUAUUACCCACAUCCUGGGAUGGCUUUAUUGUUCUUCCUUUGGAUUUUUUUUUUUUACACUUUUCUCAAGUCUGAAAUUUGGGGAGAAAAAUCCAGCCUAUUAAAACCAUUUCAGAGGAAUUCAUCUUCCACAUUCAGAGAGGGCACUUAAAGGGUAAGAAUACGGACACUGCAACCAAGGAUUGGUGGCUCACGGAAACCAUUGGGGAGGCAGCAGAGUUGGUAUUGUCUCAGAGGAGACUUCUCUCUAGUGCAAACGAUUCCCACCUGGCCAAAGUAUUAGCCACGCUCCACAUUUGUCAGAUCAGUGUCUAACCAGUGGAGAAGUCUGGCUUUUCACAUGCAGCCUGCAUGCAGUCAGAUAACAGGAAGAAUGCUGAUGGGACGGGAUGCUCAGUGGCUUCAGCAACCAGCCUGGCUCAGAAAAGUUUAUUGCUUUCCAAAGUUUGUCAUGCCACAAAUUUGCUGGUGAAAAGAUUGCACAGUCAAAGUAAUCCACAACCUGAUUCACAGCACACUCUUCUCUUUCUCAGGCUGUCUUGCAGGGGGACUGGCCCGGCUCCUCUUUCUUCAUAAUUGACGGUAUUGCUUAGCUGACCAAGUUAUUCCAUAAUGCCCUAACUAAGAGGUUACAUUUGCAGGACCAGACCAUGGGCCCCGUUCCAAGCAUCCACCAUUCGCUUGGACUUUCAGGGUCAAACCACUGCUAAAGAAUGUUUCCCAGAGUGAUGAUGCCAACAUAGGGGCUGGAGGAAAGCUUUAGGACUCCAGCUUAUGAUUUUCUCCUGAAGAUUACUAGCUAGAUUUUUUUUUCCUAGCUGGUUCAUAAACUAUGCCUAUGGCAUCUGGAGACGAGUGGCUAGAUUUUGGCUAGCCUUCAUGGGAUUGUGCAGUGAGGAUGAAAGGGACUAAAUAGCCCCAGCCCUUCCUUACACGGUACAUGUAAGGUUUGGCCAGAGUUACAGCCCUUGAGGUAGAGGGAGCACAAGAGCUGCUACCACUAUCAAUCUGCCAAAGCUCAGAUUUGCUAUUCACCCAAAAGCAGGCAAGAAGGGAUGGGAAGUAGUACAGCAGACUGGCCAACAUGGGGACUGUGCUGCAGCCCUUAAAUGGCUCUACAAAGCACUAUCGGGGGGGGCCAGGAGAUAUUCUGUCUCCAGGAGGUGGAUGUGGGCUGUGGCUAAACAUCGCAGUCCUCAGUGUCAUAGAGAGGUCAGCGACAGCUUAAUCAUUUUUAAAGCUACUGUGUGUCCCAGGUCUUAUUGCACAUUUAGGAGCUUAGGGGCAUCAAUCCUUGCUCAUUGUCCAGGGGUUAUUCCCGGCAGCAUUUACUGGCAAGAGCUCAUUAUAAUUGCAUAGCAUCUGUCCUAGUAUACACCAUCGCCACACGCUUUCCGGCAAGAAAGCAAGUACACCAGUGGAAUCCCUACAUGAAAAGCCACGUACGUGGUUAGAGCUCUGGGGAUUGAGAUAAAGCAUGGUUGUUCAUGCAUUUAGAAAAUGAGAGGUUGGAAGAGAGAGAAAAAAUUCAAUGGCAUGGAAAACUGCGGAACAGAACGAGAGACCAGACAAGAGAUGGAGGGCUUCCUCUCUCUGGUUUCUCCUUCAGAUGAACCACUGAGAGAAGCCAAGUGAAGGGCAGUGAGUGACACAGGUAAGACAGGAGAAAUGACAAACACAGAGUAGAGGAAACUGAUCAUAGGCCUUGAUGUCACUAAAAAUAAAUGUGCAUUUUUUUACUUCAGGGCGACUAAUAUUCCUGAAGCUUCAGGGGGGAGCCGAGUUAGUCUGCACAAGUAAACUGGAAAAACAACAAAUAGUCUGGUAGCACUUUAUAGAACAUGU